Uncinocarpus reesii 1704 is the source of this 2922-nucleotide messenger RNA. RefSeq lists its product as uncharacterized. Bases 1 to 2922 code for a protein of 973 amino acids. The record is from RefSeq and is a predicted model, not a curated record. The transcript is spliced from 5 exons. NCBI's taxonomy places the organism in Eukaryota, Fungi, Ascomycota, Eurotiomycetes, Onygenales, Onygenaceae.
AUGGCUGAGGAGCCGAAUUAUAAGGCUCUAUUCGAGCACGAGCGAGAACUUCGACUAGAAGCCGAACGCAGGCUCAACCCAACCUCAUUUCUCGACUUUCUAAAGCAUUGCCACCAGUUGAUGACCAUUCCUCUCCAAGUCAACUACGAUAUCAAAUUGACUACGAAAGGCACCACAGCUCCAAAAGGCCGUCUCUGUCCCCUGUUUUUGAAGCAGUGGGACGACUUCCCUGCCCUUCGCAGCAGCCUAUUACAAACUGUUGAAAGUGUGCUGCACCCUUCAAGUUCAGAUCCAAUCCGCAGGUUUCCAUCCUUGGAAAAGCUCACCGGACUUGGUGAACUCUUUGCUCGUAGGAAACUGGGCAGCGAGCUGGAUCUGAUGGGCUAUCAGCGGCCGAGAUCUGAUCAAUUAUGCGUUUACCGCAAGGAUGACGGUGGCCACUCCUUGUUAUACAUCAUGGAAUACAAAGCCCCACACAAGAUUACUCCUGAUGCCUUGAAAACUUGCAUUAAGGUAUCCGACUUUUGGGAAGAUAUCGUCCAGGUUCACCUGAUUCCCACGAAUUCCAAAGAAAAACAGAUAUACCGCGACAAGCAGAUUGCGGGAGCAGCACUUACCCAAACAUUUGACUACAUGAUCAAGGAAGGCGUUGAGUACGGCUGCUUGAGCACGGGAGAAGCUCUUGUUUUUCUCCAGAUCAAAGCAGAAGAUCCCAACACACUGUAUUACUAUUUGACGGUGCCUAAGCAUGAUAUAGAAGCUGAAACCCCAGGGGAUAACUUUGCACACCCCAAGACGGCAAUAGCCUCCUUACUCUCCCUCAGCCUGUUAGCGCUCGGCUCAGAACGAAGGGCACAAAGCUGGCGAACUCAGGCGGCACAAUCGCUAAGGACCUGGGAGAUUGAUGUGAAUUUCCUCUUUGAAAAGUUCCGCAAGGAGGACGAAACCCCAGAUACUUCAUUUUCGGCAUCAAGUUUUGCCCCGUCGAGCCCAGUGGAAGACACGGUUGAUCGCCGGCCGGAGACAAGAGCAACUAGCCAACGAGCGAAACAAAGCUGUGCUGAUGAACACGAUAGCACAGAAAAUACUGACCCGAAUACAUCCACUGAGGGGUCCGAGGGGGAUGACCCUACUAGAAAGGGGACUGGAAUGUCCCUGAAGCGUACAAUAAUGCACUCCUCUCCGCCAUCAUCACCAUCGUCCCGUCGCCCUACCAAGCGAUCAACCCUUCCUUCGCGACAUCGAUCGCCGUUGGCUCUCUAUUGCACGCAAACGUGCCUGGCCGGUUUAGCUAACCAGUCCCCGCUUGAUAAAGACUGCCCUAACUUUUCGAUCCACAAAAAUCAAAGCGCUUGUGGCAGGCAUCCGAUUCCAAAGUCCAAGGUAGCGGAACUUGUUGACAAGCAACUAAAUAAUGACCGUGAUGAUGGGUGUGUCCCGUUAAGUAUCUGUGGAAGAAUAGGUGCCCUUUUCAAAAUGACUCUUUUCCCCUAUGGCUAUACUUUUGUCGGUAAAGGGACUGUUAUCGAAGCAGUUCAUUUGCUUCAACAUGAAGCGCGAGUAUACGCAUUCUUGGAGAAGAUGCAAGGAAACCAGAUUCCCAUUUGCUUCGGAGCCGUGGACUUGGAGCAUGCCUUUAUUAUGGACAACCUGGACGAAGUUGUGCAUUAUUUACUACUUUCUUGGGCUGGGAAACCCUUGCAUGAGCUGGAAGGAUUCAAUGACGAGGAUAGUGCAAAAUGCAAGGCUUAUCGCAGAGCCCAGAAGAAACUCGCAAAAGCGCUGAGCAGAGCAGGUGUUAUUCACGACGACCUCUAUGAGCCCAAUAUGCUGUGGAACGAAGAGUCGCAGCAGUUUGUGGCAAUCGAUUUCGACCGGGCGAGGCUGAGGUUAAAAAAGCAGCCAAACAAGCCUCUCGAGGUGCUCCGGAAACUCGGAGGAGAGCCAUCCUCACUGGCCGUAGCUGUCCGCAAUGGAAGGCAAGAGAUUGAGGAUUUUCACGUCCGCUGGACAACGAGACAAGCCAGGUUGACGCUGUGGAGAUUCCCCGCCUUGCUGUGGAUUUGUCAUCGGCGGCUGGUGACGGAGGGCGUUGCGAUCUUAUAUCUCCUCCAGGCACGUCUCAUUGACACAUCCAUUGAGCUGACAUCUCGAACCUCCAAAUCGUGGUCUCCUAACACGCUGCGCACUCGCCUGGUCCUCAAUUUCAAGCGCAUUCCCUACACCCAAUCAUUCAUCUCCUACCCCGACAUCGCCCCGAUCCUUGAAUCUCUCUCCGUUCCCCCCAUCGUCCCCCAGUAUCUCCCGUACACACUCCCCGCCAUAAUCCAUAAGCCCUCUCUUUGGUCCCAGAAUCCACAACACUAUGCCAUGAACGACAGCACCCCGAUCGCUCUACACCUCGAAUCCGCGUUCCCGGCGCCGCACCACCCUUCGCUCUUCCCCACACCCGCAAGCUACCCGCUCGCUAUGGCUGUGCUGAGCAUCAUGUCGGAAAUCAUGGUCAAGCAAAGGCGCAUCGCUCUCCCAAAGACGGUUAAAUACCUUGACCCCGCGGGCCAGGAAUACUUCAACCGCACCCGGUCUGAGCUGUUUGGCCAGCCGCUCGCCGAACUCGCUGCGACAGGAGACGAGCUCGAGCGGGUUUGGCAAGACCUCGCUGUACCCCUGUCCACGCUUGCGACAAUGUUGCGUGGUGAGCCGGGGAAGCAGAAAUCAGGCCCGUUCUUUGAGGGAGACAAGGCGGGCUAUGCGGACUUGGUCGUUGUGGCGUUCAUGGCAUGGUUCCUGAGGAACGACCUGGGUGAUUGGGAGAGGAUUGUGGCGAUUGGGAAUGGGGAAUUCAAGAGGUUGUGGGAUGCGUGCUUGCCGUGGGUGGAGGGACAGGGAGAGGAGAUUGAAUGGGAGGUACCUAAGCAGUAA